Messenger RNA from Oncorhynchus nerka (sockeye salmon), 4049 nucleotides. RefSeq names its product golgi membrane protein 2 (gene golm2). The record is from RefSeq and is a predicted model, not a curated record. The transcript is spliced from 10 exons. Lineage: Eukaryota; Metazoa; Chordata; Actinopteri; Salmoniformes; Salmonidae. The coding region runs from base 1169 to 2617 and encodes 482 amino acids.
GUCACUUUAACCCAACCAUGCACCUUGCACGCCUUGGUUACACUUCAGAAAUCUGAAAUUGAUGGUUUGACAAACUAGCUUGUAUUGUGUGUCUACGUUAGCUAGUCUUUUGUCAAUGUUACGUUAACUGUCUAACCUUUUAUAACGAUAUAGCUAACCACUGUAUUCAACGUCGCUUGCGUUUCUUAUCCACGAGUCAAGAGGCACCAACAACAGAGGAUAUGCCAGCCAAACCAAGGUGGAAGUAGCUAAAGUAACCAUAUCAACAGACAAGACAGGCUCGGGACGGGUAAAACAAAACUGAUCUGAUUAGGAAUAUGACCGCAAACUAGUAAGGGAAAUUGUUAUCUAUCGUCAAAAUAAUCGUUUACCUCGUGUAACCUUAUUUCAAUGAGUCUAGUAGCUAGCUACAAAGAACGUAUUGCUACCCUAUGUUGCUAUCUCGCGUAGUAGCUCCAAUGAUUAGCAGUUAACGCGUAGCGACUACGUUGAAUUGCAUUGGAUAGCGCUAUAAAGGUUAGCUAGAUUAACGUUUGAAUACAGUAUUUUCUAUAUACAUAAUUAAGAUCCAUAAUCAAGAUGUCAUUAGGAUGGCAAUAGUUGCUUUCUAGUGUCUGACUAGCACUUUCAGUGCAAACAGCUAGCCAAACCAGUUUGGUAAAUCUGUGUUAAUGCAGUCAGGUUGCUAAUGCGUUAGCUACCUACUGUAGGUUUACGAUUUGGUGGAUAAAUACACUUUUUCUAUCUAUCUUGAAACGAUUCAGGGCCCACCAGAAUCGUUCAGAUAUUUUGACACCGGACUCGUUAGAUAGCUAAAUAAUUUGUCACUUGCAUGCUUGGCUAGUGUUUGUCCACGUUUGCUGUUACAUUUAGGCCACGUCGCUGCAGAUGCAUUUCAUCCACUGACAGCGUCGUUGGAUGAAUGCAAACAAGACAGGCGACAACUGUGCGGAAGAGGGAAGGCGCGUGAAUAACUAUUCCCCACAUUCCCUGCAGCUAACUAAUGCAAGAAACUCGUUUGAGGUUGGAUACAAAUGCUUUCUUUACUGACCAUCUCAGUGGCUGUAUGUUUGCCGUAAUUGAACGGCAUGUCAGCUACCCAAUUUGUUUACCAGUGGAAGCAUAGGCUUAUUUAGUUUUCUAGAUCAGUUAUCGAAUACAUUCUGAAAUGGUUGGCUUUGGCGCAAACCGACGAGGAGGCCGUCUCCCGUCCUUCAUCCUGAUCGCAUUGAUGGUGAUCAUUGCCAUACUGUCUUUCAACUACUGGACUGUGUCCAACAAGCAAGGGCGCCUGUUGGACGAGUUGGCAGAGGUGCAGACACAGGUGAAGCGGACCGACGCGGCGCGCAGUCGACUUGAGAAGCGCAACUCGGAGCUGAUGGUGCAGGUAGACACGCACAGGAAACAGAUCGAUCAGAAGGAUGGAGACAACAGCAUACUGGAUGGCAAGCUGCAGGCGCGUGAAGUACUCAUCAAAAAGUGCACAGAUGAAAAGAUGAAAGUGCAGGGUGAUGUCACAGCACAGAUGUCGGAGAUUGUGAGGCUGAAAGAGCAGCUGAAGGAGCUGAAACAGGAGUUUAUGAGGCAGGAGAUCCAGCUGAGGGAGGUGAAGAAGAACAGCACCAACCUGGAGAGGAAGUUGGAGUAUGAGAGUUUGCAGUGUGGGCGUCAAAUCACUCAACUAAUGGACGAGUAUGAAGAAGCUAAAAAGUCCCUGGAGGAGGAGGUGGUGAAGCUGAGAAAGAGUGUGCUGGAUAGCAGGAAGGUUGGAGCUGCAGAAGGAGGGACUGAGGUGGAGACCGCAGGAGAGCACCCAACUGUGGCCACACACCGAGACACUGACCUCAAAGAAGAUAUGGGCAAGCCUGGCAGUGAUGCUGGCAUGCCUGGUAUUGAGGACAGUGAAGUGGGAAAAAUAGAUGAUGUGCAAUUUGCCCUGAAGAAGCCAGCCAUCACCCAGAACCACAUAGAGAUACCUGAUACUGGGCUAAGAGAGGUGGGGGCCGGUAUGGGGGCAGGUGAGGGGGCUGGUCGAGACCUCUCUCUGGACCGGCCUGUGCUCCAGAUCCAGGACAAGAUCAUAGGGCUGGGGCUGGAGGGACGAGUGGGGGUCCUCCAGCAGCAGCCCCCCCAGGCGGUGGCAGACAGACCCAUCCUCUUUGAUGAGGACAACAAGGCAGCCAUCCAGGCAGAUGAGUUCGGAGAGCAGCACAGACCGCUUAGAGCUCCUGCCAAUGUGAUGAAAGUGGAUGGUGUACAGAGGAAAGGGGCAGGACUGCCUCUGCCUCCUAACCCCGCCCAGGUGCCCAACCCUAUAGAACCUCGGCAUGCCAGAGACCCCAAGCCUGCUGAGCCCCUGCGUCACAGACAGAGCCGUUUCUUUGAUGAGAACGAGUCCCCUGUAGAUCCGCAGCACGGCUCUAAGCUGGCGGACUACAAUGGGGACGAUGGGAACGUGGGUGAGUACGAGGCGGACAAGCAGGCCGAGCUGGCCUACAAUGAGGAAGAGGAUGGUGAUGGUGGGGAGGAAGACGUCCAAGAUGAUGAAGAUCGAGACAUGCAGGGAGACCGGGCAGUGGACUAUGGGAAGAGACGUCAAGCCAUCGACAUUCUGUAAACCUUGUCCACUUGCUCUAGGAUCUGGGAUAGAACAUUCAAACAAAAGAGUUUAUUCCUCCACAUUGUUUCAAUUAUGCUACGGAUGUCAUUCUUAGGACUGGUUGAAAUCACGAAGAAUGUUUUUAGCUGAGUCUCUUAUGGCGAUGGACAAUUCUGAAGACACGAUUACAGAUUAUUAUUCCAUGAAGCAGUUUGACCUAAAACCAUGUAUCAUUGGAUCUAUAAAACAAUUCAUGAUAAUAUCAUUCUGUGCAGCCGUUGACUUGCAACUAAAUUUGUUUUAUAAGUUAUUUGGUAUUAGAAUUCCUUUGCGAUUACAUUGAUAUAAUGUACCAGAGUGCUAUACAGUAUACAUUUAUUUUCUUCUUACCAUGACCGAUUUAUGAAGGCUUUUGUUUUGUUUACUACUUUGAAUGAACUGUCAGCUGCAAGAAUAGACUGAAGUGGUCUGGAAGAGCCAGUUUGGGCCAGAACAUCGCUGUCUUGGAUGACUCUGUUGCUGACCAGAUCACCUAGACCGGCAGGCAUGGCAUAUUGCUUGAAGUUGUCAAAUUUAAUUUGACUUGUCUUUACCGAAAAAAGGAAUGUUUCCCUUUUGAUGUGGGACAGCUGUUGCUUGAUAAAGAAAAAUAACUGAACUAUUGCUCCAAACUGUGUCAAUGAAUUUGACAGGACGGUUUCUUUGGCACUUUCUAAUUGUUGGACUCUUGUAUGGACGCCCACACUUCAAACACAGCCGCGCCAACCAACGCAGCGCUUAUGCCAAGGACUUCUCAUGGCUUCUUAAACCUAUUUGUUCACCUUAUUUCUGUCAGACAACACUCAAGUGCUCAUUCUGUCUUACAAUUAUGCUGUUGUUAUUAAUGCAUGUAAUCUUUAUUACUCAACCUGAAGAACGUCUCGAAGCUGGAGGCAAUACUUAGACCAGUUUAGAAUUAGGAAUCCUGUGGAAGACUAAAUGCACAUCUGUCCUGCUAUUAUGAAUGGACUACAGUAGGCAUAGAUGUACAUAUUUGAAUUGUUUCUAUUUUAACUGUAGGACUCAAAUGACUAUUCUUCCUUUAUGCUUAUUGUUUAAUCAGUUUUGUUUUGUUUAAAAGUUAGAUUUUUUUUUUUCUUAUAUGGAAGGUUGGCAUAUUGAAUGUACGCUGCUGAUUUGGUUUUUAAAGAUCAUAAUGUAAUUAAGAUAUUUGGGUAGUUAAUUGUUACAAAACUUAAUUUAGAUGCUAAUAGAUGAAACUGUGGAACCAGUGAACUUGUCCCCAGCUAAGUUUUCCCUCAAAUUCCAACGUGUUACUGAUCUGCUGGGGAUUACUAAAAGCUGUUGGUAUCACUGAUCUUGGGGGUAAUUUAUAAUUUCAUACUGAAGAAUAAAUAAGUGGUCAUUAUUGAUACAAGUAAUUAAACAAUUGUUUCUGUUUCCCCCUGAA